Molecule: messenger RNA, 4158 nt
Organism: Photinus pyralis (common eastern firefly)
Lineage: Eukaryota; Metazoa; Arthropoda; Insecta; Coleoptera; Lampyridae
Product: protein MEMO1-like
Exons: 7
Coding region: 302-1189 (295 amino acids)
Source: RefSeq, a predicted model, not a curated record
UGAACCUACAUAACCUUAAAGUGAUAUAUAAAUGACUAAUUUCCUUAAUAACCUUCAAUUAAUUAAGUUUGCACAAUUUAGGCUUCAUUUUAUUUGAAAGGUGUGCUUUGGGUUAGUUAUGGAUAAAAAUGCUUAAAGAGGGUUCUACUUUACCACAUGUAUAGUGAAGUUACAAACCAAAUAGCACCAAUUGUUAAAAACAGCAAUAGAAAUUUGUCUUUUUAUAAUAGUAGUAUAUUGUCAGUUUUGUUUAUUUUGGACAUAUUAGUGUAAUAAUAAGUAGUGUAAUUAAAAAUACAAGAUGCCAGUUCGUAGAGCUACUCAUGCAGGAAGUUGGUAUACAGAUUCUGGUCCGGAGCUCUCUCGCCAAUUAGAAUACUGGUUACACCAAGCAGAUUUGCGGCACGGUCCUGCACGUGCAAUAAUCGCUCCACAUGCCGGGUAUCAAUAUUGUGGUGCUUGUGCAGGACAUGCCUAUAGACAAAUCAGUCCUGUCGUCGUUAGAAGAAUAUUCAUUUUGGGACCUUCGCACCAUGUAAGAUUAUCCGGAUGCGCUUUGUCCAGUACACAAAAAUACAAGACCCCAUUAAGUGAUCUUCAUGUAGAUAUGCAAGUGAACGCCGAUUUAGAAAUGUCAGGGCAAUUUGAAUGGAUGGACUUAGAUACGGACGAAAAUGAACACAGUAUAGAAAUGCACUUACCUUAUAUAGCUAAAAUUAUGGAGACCUACAAAAAUCAAUUUACGAUAGUGCCAAUACUAGUCGGAUCGCUUAGUCCCGAAAAGGAAGCCUUUUACGGAAGACUGCUUUCAUCAUAUUUGGCAGAUCCACAGAACCUAUUUGUGAUAUCUUCAGACUUUUGUCAUUGGGGGCAACGGUUUCGUUACACUUAUUAUGAUAGGUCUUGUGGAAAUAUUUAUCAAUCUAUUGAAGCAUUGGAUAGAGCUGGUAUGAGUAUUAUCGAAAAUCUAAAUCCAACCGAAUUUACAAAUUAUUUAAAGAAGUACGGAAAUACCAUAUGCGGAAGACAUCCUAUUGGUAUUUUAUUGCAGGCGGUGCAAGAACUUCUGCGAAAUGACAGUACCAUAAGUGCUAAUUUAAAGUUUUUGAAGUACGCACAAUCAAGUCAGUGUAGAAAUGUGAACGAUUCAUCAGUCAGUUACGCAUCUGCUGCUUUAGUUUUUGAAUAAAUUGAGGCCUUAAUUGAUUUCGUGAGUGUACGCCAAUACGAAAUUAUUUUUCAAUUUAUAAUCCUUUUUUUAAUUUUGUACUUGACGGUACAGACUGCCUUCAAUUAUGUAGGUUUAGUUGUUAUGGUUAUGGGAGUAAAUUAGAGGAUACGAUUAAUUUUUUUCUUCAAUUGUCGGAGAAAGUGUUGUGCUAUUUAAUUUCUCAAUCAACUUUGUAACUAAUUUUUUUAUUACCUACCUCUUUUUUUACAAACAGAAUGUGUCGGCUCACAAUAUGCUGUGAGAGUGAUAGCAAUCGUAACUAGUGUUUUAAUAUUUGUGACGGUAAGAGAAGGGAAUGGAAGCGGUCUCUUACAGUAUUCUUACUCAGCUAAUUAAGGAAAACAGGGUUGAGUCAUUACAUAUAGGACAUACAAAACUUAGAAUACUGUGUAGAAUAGUCGAAAAUCCCCUUGAAAUGUGCACUUUUUCACUCUCAUUUGCUACUGAGAUGUAUUUAUCGAAAAUACUGCAGUUGUACUGUUGUGUAACAUUUGUAAUUUCUUUGUCGACACAACUUAGGAUUGAGGUAAUCGGGUAUUAUUAUUAUUCCACAUUUCUUGUCACGUAACUCUCACAUGGACUUAUGUGUUGGACCAAGCAUUACCGUAGGGAUUUUUCGAAAUUUGGAUUUGUUAUUUUCAUGCUUUAAAUACACAACUACCAAAUUUACCUGAUUGUGGUUAUACCUCUACAAACCUUUUUACGUACAUACGUAUGUUGUAAUGUGUAAUUUUCUCGAUUUUUGUCCUUAGUGUAAGGAUAUGAUAUGGUUGUCACUUGUCAUUUGAAGUUUAAUUAUGUUGUUCUAGUAAAUAAAAUUCUGUUACAAACUCAAGAUUAGUUUAAUGAAUUCUUGAGUAAUUUGCCAAUUUCUAAAUUUGGUAAAUGUGUAAAAAAAACUCAUGACAGUACUGCACAUGUAGAAGAUUGUGUAAAGUAGGUCAUGCAUUCUGCUGACCCAACCCUGAAGAAACCUUAUCACAUUUUUUUAGUAAUUAAAUAUCUGAAAUAUACAGGGUCUGGCAACAAUAUUAAGCAUGAAGGGGGAUACAGGGUUGAAGUAUUUCUGUUUUUGAUCAGUUCUUAUUGAUGUAAUGCAGAUGGUUUUAUAUUCUGUUUUAAUAAAGAUCCCUAAUUAUUCAUUUUAAAAGGUAUGCCUUAAUAACAAAAGACUGUCAGUUAUAAUUUAUGGGAAAACCAAAUAUGAAACCAUCACCAUCAACAAGGGCAUUCAAUAAUAAAACGUGGAAUUAUUACUUACCAAUGAAUAUGAACAUUUUAAUUUAUUUUUCUCUCAGCGUGGGUGAGAUAAAAAUCUAUAGAUAUAAAAUUAUUAGUGAAGGACCACUAUGUAUUUUGUUAGGAAUGAAUUAGAUCUUUUAAUACAAUUUUGUUCUGUAUACUGGUAAAGACUAGUGUGGUAUUUCCCCCAAUUGUUGGCGGCCCCUUUCCAUUGAAUGAUGACGGCUGUGGCAGUUUUGUACUUUGUGUCAAAUGUUCUUUCAAUCUUGAUCUGGUCAUAUUUAAGUCACAAGUGCCUUAAGGAUGGCAAAUUCAUAAAAAAUUUAGUUAAGUGGCAGUCUGAACCAAAGUUUUUUAUAAUGUAGUAAGUGUGGUUUGUUAGUGUACGAAAAUUGUGCGCAUAGAUGAAUUAUCUGUCAAAUUUCGCAAAGUUUGGCAAAUUAUCUUCAGUAUUGAUAUUUAUUGCAAUAUUCCGACGUUGUUGUGAAAUUGUGCAAUAAUAUGACAUUUAAUUCGUUUUGUGUGCGUCUAGAGUAAUUGUGGUUUACACCACAAAUUUAAGUUUUGUUUCCAUAUUGGUUUAGGUUGCAUUUUCUAACAUAUCAUUGUUAUAGUGUUGCUUUCGUGCUAUUAUUUCAAGUUUUACAAUGGCUCAGGUUAUGCAAUCUUUGAAGCAGCCUUUAAAUAUGUAUAGUCUGUCACAGUUCAGCGUUCAUUCAAUGAGAUCUCUUAAUUCAUAAUGACAUACACGAUAAUAAGCAAUUAGUGUAAUUGAAGAUAUGAAAGUAGACUGGGUUGACAAUACAGCAUUUCUCCAUUAGGGGAUCUCUCUCUACCUUUAAAUUUACAAAGGUAUCCUGUCGGUCAAUUUUUGUUUGUGUGAUAAUGGGAUUAUCGUCUUUGAAUGAACGCUUUACCUUGAGACGAAGUUUAACGAUGCAGCCAUCCAUUAUUUUCCUCUCAAUUUCAUCAGAGACUUUAUGACAAACAAAUUGUAUUAAAUGGAGAGACUGCAUCAAUUUUUGUUCAGUAAUACUAAUACGUAACUAAAUGUAUGGUCUUAAGUAAACUAGUGGAUGUAGAGAUAUUUUUAAUUACAUCAAUAGAAACUAACAGCAGAAUAUCAAAUUGUGGCAUUGUUAAUGUUUUUAUAGUAAUAGUUUAGAUAGUAUACGCCACUGUGAUAGUUUUUGCAACUAACAUUUUGAUAUUCAUAUUAACGUGCUGGAUAACAAAAUGAUUUUAUAGUGCCUAACAUCCAUUUAUGCAACUACCAGUUUACUUAUAACCUAGACAUAACUUGUGUUUGAAUUUAUCUAUUAUUUUGUGUAUUGUUUCAUGCCAAUUAACGUUACGCAAAUAGAAUUAAUACGAACCAGUCCGUAAAAAUUAAGUGUCACAAUGUAUGGGAUAGCUCACAGAUUCAUUUAGUUAAUUUUGUAUAAUGUAAAUAUACUAAUAUUGUUUUUACUUUUGUUGGGGUUGUAUCUACUGUAAUUUUAUCCUAAUUUUAAAUACGCCUUUCAAACUAAACUGUGUCUGUGAGUCUUAUCUAAUGAUUAACAAUAAUUGAAUAGGUCUACAAAUAAGUCUGAAGACUGUCUUUAUAAAUUUAAAGCACUAAUUGUGAAUGUGAAUUUUAUAAUAUUGUCCAAAGACUUGAAAUACACAAAAUAAAAUUUUAU